CAUUUCACUGCGCUUUUGGUACGAUUGCUUCUUGUAAGCAGGUUGUGGUGGAGUGUUAAUGAAUAAAGUCUGUUUCAUCAACUUACCAUGGCUAGAUGGUUAACGUCAGCAUUGAUUUUUGUAGCUGCUACUUGCCUGAUACAUAUUUCUUUUUGUCUUGCAGCUGUGAGAACUGCCUAUGACUAUUCAGAAUAUGUUUACGAGAGGAGCACAUAUGACUAUGAUUAUGGAGAAAAUGAGAAUCCUAACACAGAUUAUGCUGACCCUGACUGGUUUUAUGAUUACUACGGUACUGAAGAUCCCUGCCUUUCAAACCCGUGUGCACAUAAUGGAAAAUGUGAACUGGUGCAAAGUGGCUACCAAUGUAAAUGCCUUCCACCCUUUGAGGGAAGAAACUGCCAGAGAAUAAGAAAUUACUGCAAAAAGCAGAAGUGUUAUCAUGGAAACUGUGUCAUUACCUUAAAACCACCAUAUUACAAGUGUCUGUGCUUUCAUCCUUAUAAGCCACCCACAUGCAGCCGAGCUGGUUCGGCAUGCAUCCCAAAUCCAUGUAAAAAUGGUGGGACCUGUCAAAGCGGAAGAACAAGAUCAAGCUUCACAUGCAAGUGUCGACAGUCCUACCAGGGCAAAUUCUGUGAAACAGGUCCCAGAGACUGUUACAAAGGAAGUGGUUAUUUUUAUAAUGGAACUGUAAGUGAGACAGAAGAUGGAAGAAAAUGUCUUCCUUGGAACUCACGUCAUCUUUUGGGAGAGAGUUUCAAUUCAUUCAUGGAAAACGCAGAAAGCUACGGCAUUGGAGAACAUAAUUACUGCAGGAAUCCAGAUGGUGACUCAACACCGUGGUGUUUUGUGUUGAAAGGGAAGAAGUUAAUGUGGAACUUUUGCAAGGUUUCACAAUGUGCAACAACUACCCAAGAAGGAUCUGAGCCAUCAGUUGUGGGACCAGUAGUACCAAUAAGUCCAGUUAUGCCAAAACCAGGAGAAGCAACAUCCACAUGUGGGAAACCAGAGAGUAUCAGUAAUUUUUUGAGAAUUUAUGGUGGCUCUAAAUCUACUGCGGGGAAACACCCUUGGCAAGCAUCUCUCAAGGCCAAAAACGGUGAUCUGAGUUCUACACAUUUUUGUGGUGGAACCUUAAUUGAGAAAUGCUGGGUUUUGACUGCUGCACACUGUGUCUCUCCACCUGAACGUGACCUACUUGUUGUUCUGGGAGAGCAGGACCAGUCUCGCCAAGAAUUCCACGAGCAGAAGUUUGAUGUACAGCAAAUUAUUAGUCACAGACAAUAUAAAAUAGAUGAAAAUGGUAUCCCCCACAAUGACAUUGCUUUACUGAAACUGAAACCAAAUGGUGGUCGCUGUGCUCAGGAAACAAAGUAUGUGAAGACAGCUUGCUUACCAGACAGUUCAUUUCUAGAUGGAACUGAAUGCAACAUUUCAGGAUGGGGUGCAACAGAGACAGACUUUAUGUCAACACAGCUGCUGGAUGCCAAAGUAAAGCUGAUUUCUCAACUGACUUGUAACUCGGCUACUGCACACAACAACGUUUUAGAUGAUGGAAUGCUCUGUGCCGGUUACAUGCAGAGAGGCGGAACAGACACUUGCCAGGGUGACUCUGGUGGUCCUUUGACAUGUGAAAAGGAUGGUCAAUACUACAUCUAUGGAGUUGUGAGUUGGGGUCAAGCAUGUGGCUUAAAAAAUAAGCCUGGAGUUUACACCCGUGUUACAAAGUAUAUCAGCUGGAUCAAGUCAAAAAUUAGUGCAAGCCCAGCUUGAACCCCAGUAUCCGAAACCAUCAAGAUGCCCAGUUUGUUUCAGAAAACCAUCGGCUACAAGAUGACAGCUUAACCUGAGAAAAAUUAUUUUCUGUGUGUGUGUGUGUGUGUGUGUGUGUGUGUGUGUGUGUGUGUGUGUGUGUGUGUGUGU
Molecule: messenger RNA, 1923 nt
Organism: Protopterus annectens (West African lungfish)
Lineage: Eukaryota; Metazoa; Chordata; Ceratodontiformes; Protopteridae
Gene: HABP2
Product: hyaluronan binding protein 2
Exons: 13
Coding region: 88-1773 (561 amino acids)
Biological process (GO): blood coagulation; proteolysis
Molecular function (GO): serine-type endopeptidase activity; calcium ion binding
Source: RefSeq, a predicted model, not a curated record